CCCUGAGCUCCGACAACAUCCAGUUUGUCCUACAUAUUCGCAUGAGCCUCAACCGCGAGGCGAAAUGUCGCAAAGCAGAGAGCCAGCAGAUCAAGCUGGAGAACGAGGAGAUGGAUGGCCCAUGGGAGCAGGUGGAUGUUCGGGCCCCGCUACUGGACUCGGGAUCAUCGGCGACGACCUUCACGUCGACGUCGGCAAGGCCUACACUACAACGGAUGCAGCCGCAGGGGCGACUGAUCGCUCAUCAGGACGUGAGGGGUCACAUCUUCUACACGGUCGAGGGCUCGGAGCUGGACAACAGCAUGAAGCGGAUGACGGACACCUUCCUGCAGGAGCACCUACCGAACUGGGAGAUGUGGUCCAGCAAGCUCCUCCAGCAGUGGACGCAGUGCCGUCGCUGGGGACGAAUCAUCCAGAAGGUCUUCAUCAAGACGAUCGACCGUGUGAACUGGAAGCUGGACAGCCUCGGACUACCUGUGCAGUUGCUACCCGAGAGGUACCCGACCUGGCCGGCGGACAUCGAGCAUCGUGCGAAGAUCGAGCCGUGCCAGCCGUGCACGGAGCCGAAGCAGCGCCCCCUGUCCCAGAAGUCAGCAGCCUCAGCAGCCGCGCGCGAGCAGAAUCAAGAGCUGCGAGCCACCAUCGAGACCGCAAAGUCAGAUUUCUUGACCAAGUUUGCGGAGGUGGAUGCGUUUGCAGCGCUGAGCUCGGAGCAGAUCCACGAGCAGCUCAGCAUGGUCACGUUGGUCAACCAUCUCAAGCCGCUGUGCAAGAUGUGGGGACUGACCCAGACUGGCAAGAAGGAGGAGGUGAUCGACAAGAUCAUCGCGUACAUCAUCGAGCAGCGCGGCACGGCGGCAGCGACUAUCAAGAUCAAGAAGGAGACGGAGACCAAGAAGAUGGAGACGACGGCCAUGCCCGUGGGCCCGGCGAUCUCAGCUCACUACACUCAGAUGUGCCAGCACCCGGACUGCAAGCUACGCCGAGGCAUCGCCAAGAACGAGCCGAUCGUGAAGGUGAGGCCUACGGUUGGUGCCACCAGGUCGGCCAUUUUCGGAGCUAUGUGCGCCCUCGCAACCUUCGGCCGCCUGACGAUGGUCGAAGCGUGCACCCACGAGGACUCGAAUCUCGGGAAGGUGUGCGACGAGAAGGGCUACCACUACGAGCGGCUCGGCCUCUUCAACGAGAACGACCUCAGCAAGCCGCAGGGCUACCACAAGGCGAAGUUCCUGCUAGACGAGAAGCGCCCGGAGCUCUUCGUCAGUACACCACCCUGCGGUCCAUGGUCGAUAAUGCAGAACGUCAACCAGCGCAACGAUCAACAGAAGGAGAACCUUCGCAGGAAGCGGCUCAAGAGCCAGCGGAUCUUCGAGAACAACAAGAGGCUCAUCGAGCACCAGGUGCUCAACCUGAACGGCUCGGCCCUCGCCGAGCAGCCCCACAACAGUCGGUCGUGGCAGAAGACCUGCUGGAAGGAUCUCCACAAGAUCCUACCGUACGAGGUGAUCGUGGAUGGCUGCGCCUGCGGACUACGAGCCCCUGACACGGGCGAGCUCAUGAAGAAGCGCUGGAAGUUCCUGACGAAUGACAGGAGGAUCUGGGUAGCCCUACAACCUCUACAGUGCCGUGGAGGACACUACCACGAGGAGAUAGAGAGCAGCUUGAGGACCGAGGCCUCGGGCUCCUACCCCAAGAUGCUGUGCCGCCGGAUCCUCAGGGCUCUGACCAAGAGCCAGAACCAGAACUACUUCGAGGACGAGGUUGUGAACUGCCUCUGCAUGGCAGCUACCCAGCAGCCACCGACAGAGCCUACGCCAGAGGAGGACGAGCCGUCUCUUCCACCACAAGACGGCAAGGAAGCGCACAACCUCACCAACGAGACGGUCAAGAAGCUCGAGAGCUACAUCAGAUUGGUGCUUUUCGACGCUUUCUCGUGGAUCCGUCGCAGCACGAACACGAACGUGAUGGCGCUGGCGAUACUCGACGCCGGCUCGGACAUCCUCUACGUGCGGCUGAUCGACGAGAAGCCGAUCCCGGGUACGACUCGACAAGUUCGUGCCGGCGACCUUCGGCAUAUCUUUGCUACAAAAUGGUUCCCCUGGAUGGGACGCCCGAAGGUCAUGCGCUACGACCCUGCCGGCAGCGCCAUCUCCGACGAGUUCCGCGAGUGGAUCGAGGGCCAGGGAGUCUACUGUCUCCCAUGCGCGGCCGACGCCCACUGGCAGAUCGGCAAGAUCGAGCGCGCCAUUGAAGCCUUCAAGGAGGCCCUCGACGCUUUCGACGAGAUGGUCUCAGCCGAAGUACCCACCAGCGAGAUGUUCGGACUCCAGACAGCGGCCAGGAACGACCUGAUCAGGAUCGACGGGUUCAGCCCGCUGCAGCGCUACGCGGGACGGACGCCGACUGGGACGACAGUCAACCUGUCGGACGAGCCGAACAACCUGCCGCUCAUCAGUGCCGAGCUGCAGGACGGUACCUUCAGCAGGGACGCCCAGGUACGACGGAUGGCGCGGCUGGCUCACAUCCAGACCGAGAACUCUGACCGAGUUAAGCGAGCGGAGGCCGCGCGCUUCAGGUCCUUCAAGAAGUACGAGACGGGCGAUCUGGUUUUCGUCUACAGGCGGCUCCCACCAGGGGCCUGGCGCAAGAAGGGACAGCCUCGCUCAAUGCCUGGGCGAGGACGCUGGUACGGACCUGGACGAGUACUUUGUCACGAGCCAGCGAGCUCGGGACACCGACCUGGUCUACCUGGGACGGUGGUCAAUAUCACACUGGCUGGCCGCCUCUACCGAGUUGCCCCCGAACAACUUCGACCUGCCACGCCUUCUGAGGAGGCGAUGGACUCCCUACGCUCGCGCCGCGAGCAGCCGGGGACCUGGACCUUCGGCGAUGUCCAGAAGCAGCUCGACACUAACGAGGUGAUCGACUUGUCGAACGAGUCCCCGCCCACUGGCGAGGAGACCCUCGUAGUCUUGACCCAGGAGGCGGCGGAGGUGGUGGAGCCUUGGCGGCGCCACCCGGACUGGAAGAGCGACCUCUACCUGGACCGCGUCCAGGAACCUCUCAUCCAGCCAGCUCAGCCAGAAGUUCCACCAGGCAUUCCACAGGAAGACGGCCACGAAGCUGGACUACCCGAAGAAGCUGAGCAGCCCAUCGAGGAGGAGAUCGUCAUGGAAGCCCCUCCCGGCGACGACCAGGAGGAGCGCGCGUCGCAGCGGCCCAUCGAGGUGGAGACUGACGAUGACCUCGACGAUAUCUCGGCGCCCGACGUGAACGAUAAGCGCCGGAUCCGAGAGCCCGGCUCAACCGAGCCCCCGGCUAAGAAGCAGCGGGUCAACGCUGCGACCCAGGAGGCCUUCUCCUACUACCUGCAAGAGGGUAACUUCUACAGCGACUAUGCCUACAGUGUCCAGCAGUACGACGAUAUGAAGGAGAACGACGAACUCAUCGUGCUGGACAUCCCUGUCAGCAACGAGCAUGCGUUCAUGGCCUACAUGGACGACCCCAGCAACUUCGUGGCAUCGCAGGCCCGCAAGGGCCGAGUGGAGGUCUCAUUUAAGAAGGCGACGCCUGAGGAGAAGAAGCUGCUACUCGAGGCCCAGCAGAAGGAGUGCACCUCAGUCCUCAGCACGAAGGCCGUCAGGAUCCUCAGCCGACAGGGGAUCGACCCGGCGCGCCUGCUGCGCUGCCGCUUCGUGCUGACCUGGAAGAAGGACACGCUCAAGACGCUGCAGCUGGAGGUGGUACAGUGCGAGCCGUGCGUCUGGGUCAUUCGAGACGGCACGAAGCUGGUCGGCAUGGUUAUCCUACACGUCGAUGACAUGAUGAUCGCCGGCGACCAUCACAACUCGGCCUUCCUCAAGAAACGACAGGAGAUACAACAGGCCUUCGAGUGGACACCUUGGGAGAGCCGAGCGUUUGUGCAGUGCGGCAUCAGUAUUCGACAGAAUGAGGACUACACCUGCAGUCUCGCACAGGACAGCUACAGCCUGAACGUGGAGCCCAUCAAGAUACGACGUGGACGCAAGCCCACGGAAGGAGUUUCAGACAAGGAGAGAUCAGAUCUACGAGGCCGACUUGGUACAGUCGGAUGGCGAGCUCAGCAGUCGGCCCCGUGGCUCAGUGCAGAAGUCUCUCUACUUCAAGCGGAGAUACCUACGGCGACGGUCUCUACCAUCCAGAAGAUCAACAAGCUGAUCCGCACCAUGAAUGACACUGCCGACGUGGUCAUGCUCAUCCCGGCCAUCGAGCAGAUCGCUGUGGUUGGCUGGGGCGAUGCUGCCUGGGCCGCUCGUAUCACUGGCGAGUCCCAGGGUGGCGAGAUGAUCGUGCUGGCACCACUGUCUUUCCUGAGUGGCUCGACAGAGACGGUAGCGCCUAUCUCAUGGAGAUCAUGCAAACUACCGCGAGUGGCCAGAAGCAGUACGAGUGCGGAGGUUCAGAUGAUGACAGAGACCCUCGACGAGAUCAGCUACGUGCGCCUGUUCAUCUACGAGCUGGAGUGCGGCCAAGUGGACUACACCAACAAGCAGCACGUGAACGACGCCAUCUCAUCCUGCCCUGGCAAACUGGUCACAGACGGUAAGUCGGGCUACGACGCGAUCGAGAAGAGCGAGUCAGCUGGUCUCGGCCUACGCGAUAAGCGGACGAGCAUCGAGUGUCUAGGCAUUCGACAGCAGAAGGAGCAGACGGCCCUCCAGAUACGCUGGGUCCACAGCGAUGCCAUGCUAGCCGACGGCCUCACCAAGGAUCGAGCCGCCAAGGUCUUGCUGGAGUUCUUCAGGUCAGGUCAGCGCUGGAGACUCGUGGACGACCCCCUGCACCGCAGUGCUAGGAAGCGCAAGACCGAGGGCAUGGACAAGCUGGACCACGGCAAGCCGUUAUCAGCAGAUGACGAUGAAGCUAUGCUGGAGGCCCUGAUCUACUUCGCUCGCGACAAUCCCUACGAGCAGGAGACCCCUGCCGGAGAUAUAGCCCUUUGGGGCACUGUGAAGCCUCUCACGCGCUCUGUGCUUUCUGUGAAUUCAGUUGCCAGAGGCAGGUCUCGAUGCCGUAACAUCGAUCUUUAG
This is a messenger RNA of Prorocentrum cordatum, 5069 nucleotides long. Lineage: Eukaryota; Dinophyceae; Prorocentrales; Prorocentraceae. The record is from the annotation of a GenBank genome assembly.